AUGCCUUCUUUUAGCAGGAGGAGCCAGAGUCCAAUUAACUGUAUUCGACCGAGUGUUCUUGGGUCAAUAAAAAGGAAAGGUGUAACAGAGAUAGAAGAUCAUCCAAAAAGAUUAUUCCAAGGAUCCACCAACAUGCUUUCCCCUGAAGUUUCACAUCAGGCGGACCUGGAGGGAUGUCUGUCGUCGCAUGCUCUCGAUGACAACAGAAGCAGUGCAGGCUCUUCCUGUGACUCGCCAGCUGAAGUUGGCACCAGCACAGACUCUCCAGUCUCACUGGCUGACUCCAGAUCUCCUUUUUUACCGGUAGAUCUUACAGCGAAGUUACCUAUUAACUGA
Messenger RNA from Mesitornis unicolor (brown roatelo), 336 nucleotides. RefSeq names its product protein FAM122A-like. The transcript has 3 exons. Gene Ontology annotation, biological process: mitotic G2/M transition checkpoint. The record is from RefSeq and is a predicted model, not a curated record. Gene Ontology annotation, cellular component: cytoplasm; nucleus. Gene Ontology annotation, molecular function: protein serine/threonine phosphatase inhibitor activity. NCBI's taxonomy places the organism in Eukaryota, Metazoa, Chordata, Aves, Mesitornithiformes, Mesitornithidae. Bases 1 to 336 code for a protein of 111 amino acids.